Eruca vesicaria subsp. sativa (arugula) is the source of this 672-nucleotide messenger RNA. The record is from the annotation of a GenBank genome assembly. NCBI's taxonomy places the organism in Eukaryota, Viridiplantae, Streptophyta, Magnoliopsida, Brassicales, Brassicaceae.
AUGGCGAAGAGAGCCACAGAGGAAACGGCGCGGAAGAAAGUGAAGAAGAGAGAUGAUGGUCAUGCCUACCUUCUGAAUAAUAAUGUAGGAAUAAUCGCAAAUUUGCAUAAGGUGUUUGCGGAUAAAGAAGAGAAGAAGGCAGGGAGCAAACAAUGCCUUGAACUGGCAAAGAUGACAUUGUCAGCAGCUGUUGAUUUCUCAAAAAAAAGGCGUAAACGCUAUGAAUCCAAGACAGUGAUCGGUAAGCUUUUCAAAGAACUCAAGAAACUAGGUCCUCCAUCUAUCUCGAGCACAUCCUCCACUUCUUUGUCUCUUGAUGAGGAUCUUGUGUUCAGUGGAUUUGAGAACCAUACUGAGCUAGAAAGCCAUUACAAGAAAAACUACGAUUCAAAAUUGCGUCAUUUGACGGACACUUUUGAAAUUGAAACAGAAACUGAGUUUGUUUGCCAUGGUAUGAGGAUGUCAGAGCCAUUCACUGAGAAGGGGGGGGAUGAAUUGGCAAAAGCCUCGGCUUGGUAUAUUGUGACAAAUCACGAAGAUCACUUGCCAAAGGGCUGUCUUGAGAGCAAUCCACUCCGGAGCUUCCCAUGGUGCGUUUAUGAUAAGCUGGUGGAAAUCAAAACGCAGAAUGCAAGUAACAAGAUGGCAGAAGUUUGUGAAGAGACGCAUUAG